This is a messenger RNA of Ahaetulla prasina, 9287 nucleotides long. RefSeq names its product fin bud initiation factor homolog (gene FIBIN). The record is from RefSeq and is a predicted model, not a curated record. Bases 4140 to 4817 code for a protein of 225 amino acids. NCBI's taxonomy places the organism in Eukaryota, Metazoa, Chordata, Lepidosauria, Squamata, Colubridae. The transcript has a single exon.
UCUGGUUAUCAUUUUAACUCCCUUUGUAUGCUGCCUAGGUUGCUUUGUGAUUGGGCCCUCUUAGACACUGAAUUAAUCAAAUUAAUCAAGAAUAUAUAGAUGAUAGAUAAAAAAUAGAGAUAGAUAGAUAGAUAGAUGGAUGGAUGGAUGGAUGGAUGGAUGGAUGGAUGGAUGGAUGAGAGGGGGGAGGACAAAAUGGUUUAAUCCUGGGUUUUUCUUUCUCCUCUUUUUGUUUUUAAUGCAGCCUGGUUUGUUUGAGAAAGCAUUAGAGACAGAUUUUCUUUGUUCUUUGCCAUAUUAGCUAGCACUCCACAAACUAUUUAAAGCAUCUUCUUUUAAUUUAAUCCCAUAGAAAUGUGAUGUAUACUUCAGCCACACACGCAAAGGCAUAUUUGUAUGAAAAUCCAUUUAUUUUAUGACUGAACGAGUGGGGUUUGCUUUUUGCCUUCCAGAAACUCAAGAAGGCAUCAAGACAUCAAGAAAAUUAAGAAUCCUAGAAAGAAAGAAAAAGGGGGCGGGGAGGACCAAUUAAGUCAGCAUAACUGCUUUUAACCACCCAUUGCUUAUUAAGUUCUGCUGGGGAGUGUUAUGAAUCUUUGUAAUAGAAUGGGGAACUAGAGUGAGGAAUGAUCUUUGGAUUAUUUUGGACCAAAUGAGCUUCAUAGGCCUGUGAAACAGCAGUAGUUAUUUGUUUUAUAAUUGUAAGGAUUAGAAAGUUUAACAAAAGCCUUGCUAUUUUGGUAGAAAAAUGCCUGGCAUUCUGAGCUUUGAAAAGGAUCAUAAAUGAGGUUCAAAAGGAGAAACUGGAGUAUCUAAUGGAUGAGGAGCAAAAAUAAACAUCUGAGCCCUUGCUGUAUCAUCUUUCCAUUCCAGCUAAUUCUUAACUAUUCUUCCUAAGUACCUUCAUAUCUUGUAUUUGAAGUAACAAUAUCUUAUUGUUUCCAGUAACAAUCUUAUUGUAUCUAGCUUCCAGAUAUGUCCAGAUGUGUAGUCGUUGCCUUACAACCAUUCAUUUGAUUCUUCAGUUACAACAGAAUUGGAAAAAUGUUAUUUACAGCCUGUUCUUGAGGUUACAACUGCUGUAGAAUCCUGUCUUGUGAUCAAAAUUUGGGUGCUUGGCAACCAUCAUGUAUUUAAAAUGGUUGCAGCAUCCUGAGGUCACAUGAUCACUGGAUCAAGUCAUCUUGGUGUUAACACUUUGGUUCUCACAGCAGCAACAGGUUGUUUCUUGGGUGCAGAAAAAAGUGGACUCUCCUUUCUUCCUUCCCUCUCCAAUUGAUGGAGCAGUGGAUUUUGUGACAGCUUUAAGAAGUUGUCCAUCACUGGCAGAAUUAACUGGCUUUGGCUGAAUAGGUGAGAAACCCUAGUUAGUACUUUUGAUGUCUUCUAUAAAUAUAAAGAACAUAAGCUAGACAAGCAGUUCAUCCACUUUACAGAAAUUCUUUUACAACUCUGUAAUACAAAACAGGAUGCUAUUUGAGAACUGCUAUUUUUAUUUCAAGGAAUUUUGUUAAAAAUUCAACUGAAUUUUGUGUACUGGAUUCCUUCAUUGAUAUAUUUAUUGGUAUUCUUAAGGCACUUGUAAAACAAGACUGUUUGCAAGACCUAUUUAGUUUUUUCUUCUGCAAGAUUUGUGUUGUGUGUGCUUGUUCUUCCUUCUUCUAAUUUGCCUGGAACUUGUAUUAAGUUAAAUGUAUAAUGUCUCCCAUUUCCUGGAUCUUUCUACCUUGGACCCAUUUUGAAAAACUUACUGUUGCCAGCUUUAACGUUUUUGGGUCAGGUACUGAAAAUGCAUAUAGGAGAAGAUGCCAGAAUGAUUUCAAUGUUUGUAAGCCAGCCAGAAUCAUUAAGAGUGAGUGAGGGACCAUAUAAAUCUUCUACAUAAAAAAACAAUAAUUUCUUGAUAGUGCCAAUACUUACAGUAUGAGAUCUUACUUCGUUUGAUUAAGGUGUGCCUAGAGCUGAGGGAGGGAGGGAGGAAAGGAAGAAGGCAAAAGGGCAUAAUUUUGUUGGUCAUGUUUUAUAGUCUCCGUUUCUGUGGAUCCUUUGGACAGUUUACCAAAUGACUUAGCAGUAAUGGGAAACUCGCCCAAGGCAGGGACAGAAAUGUGAGCUAUAUUGUUUCAGUCCCACUUCUUUUCUUCACAAUGUAAGAUGAUGUAAGUCACCCCUUCUGCCCCACCAGGCAUUUAAAUGAUGCAGAAUGGUCAGUAUGAGCAAUCCAGGGCUUUGCUAGAUAAACCAGUGUGGUAGGUUAAGUGAUAAAUAUUUAUUUAAACAUUUCCCAGAUCAAGUGCACCCUGAGUGACAGAAACUAGUGGGUUUCUUGGAGGCAAUCUCUCAGCCCAGACUACCACACAGUGGUAGUGGAGAAAAAAUGUGAAGAAGGUAAUCUCUUUAUGCCAACUUGCACUCUUGAAUUAAAUGCGAGAUAUAAAUGUAACAUACAAAUAUUAGUCCAAAGUUGCUGGGAUAUAGUGGAAGGACAGAAGUCUAUUGAUUUGAGAGGACUGAGACGGAAAUGACAACUGAAUUCAAACACAGUUGAAAAUCACUCUGCUGAAUACAGCAGUUCCCCAACCUUUUUGGCACCAGGGAUUGAUUUCCUGAAAGACAUUUUUUUCACAGACUAGGGGGGAAGGAGGAGCAUGCAAACUAGAUCCCUCACAUGGGCAGUUUACAGCAGGGUUCAUACUUCUAUGAGAAUCUAAUGCCUGGUGAUCUGAGGUAGACCUGAGGUGGUGAUGCUAGUUACUGGGCAGUGGCUGCAAAUAUAGAUAUAGCUUUGCUUGCUUGCCUGCCACUCACCUCCAGCUGUGAUGGCCCAGUUCCUAACAGACCACAGGACUAGUACUUGUCCAUGGCCCAGGGGUUAGGGACCCCGGGAUUACAACACAGCUGACAGUGGGAACAUAAGCCAUUUUACCCAGAACAAGAGGCAGGGGACAUUUGUUAAGUGCAGCAGGAUGAUUCAUUUCUAUUUUAUGAUGCAUGAUUCCAUUAUGUCAUUUGGAUUCCUAUUAUUUCUAUUUUAAGAAUAAAAAGCUCUAUUUUGUAAACAACACACAAUUCUAGUUUUCAUGACCAUUUCAUGAUUUCCCUGAAUAUUCCAGAAAGGUUACCUUCUAGUUGGUUUUUCCACCCCUUCCACAAGCCCAGGAAUGUUGUAAACAAUUGUUUACUCUGCUUAUUGAACAAUUUAUUGAUUACAUUUAAAGCAUAUACACAUGCUUUAAAAUGCAAAUUAAACUUGCAUUUUCAAAAACCAGUAUUUUACUAUGAUCUUCAAAAUUAGGCUGACCAGCCUUAUUUGGAAUUCCUGCUGGAAACAGGUCGCUGACUGUUCUUCCCGAAUCGAAUCUAUCUGACCCAAAAACCGAUUUGAUGAAGUAUCUUCACAAGAUCCUCCUUCCACAGGAUUCCCACCCCCCCAUGGGAAAGCCCUCUCCUAUAGAAUCGCGGGCUCUCCAAGCAGAUACUGUAGCUUUAAUUACGACAUCGAGGUAAGGAUUCAUUCCAAACUUGGUGUCUGGGCUUCUCCGUAAGCAACGGGGGCCCAUUGCUGUAAUUUGAGAGGAGAAGAGAGAGAGAGAUCCUACGGCCAAAAGCUGAACUCCCGCGUUAGCAGCACCAAUCCAGAUGUAGAAUGAAGAAAGAAAGAAAAAAAGUAGCCCGAAGCCGUUGCAGCAGCUUCGGGCAGGUCUCACUCAAAUCUGGACGCCAGCACGCCCUCUCUUUCUCCCUCCCCUCCCCGUUUUUAACUUGGGAGUUUCCUGACGCGCGUGGAGACAGGAGAAAGGAAAACGUGGUUAAGGAAAAGUUGGUGGGAAAGAAGCCAGAAGCUCCUCCUUUUAAGGUUUGUUGAUCUCCCCCCCCCACAACCACCCCCUUCCCGGGGAAAAAAAAAACAAAACAAAACGCCGAAGUUCUCGCGGGCAAAUUGGUUGCAACGGAGAACUCUCCGCCUGGAGCGAGAGGGGCCAAGCGACGGCUUUUCAGCUGGUCCCAAUGAAGCCCUGCAAGAAAAGCGGCCACAGCCGGAGGACUUGCAAUUAGGCGCGAUCUUUGCCCUCCUCCACUUGGGGACGCUUAGAGGGUGUCGGGGCAGCUUCUUCUUCCCCCCACCCACCCACCCCGGGAUGCUGCUGGGGCUCCUCUCGGUGUGGCUGCUGAGCUGUUCGAUCAGCUUGUGCCACGGCUAUUUCGACGGCCCGCUUUAUCCGGAGAUGUCCAACGGGACGUUGCAUCACUAUUUCGUGCCCGACGGGGACUACGAGGAGAACGAUGACCCGGAGAAGUGCCAGCUGCUGUUCAGGGUGAGCGACCGCCUGCGCUGCACAGCGGACGGGGAGAGUGAACGCUCGCAUCCCGCGGCGGCAGCAGCACCGGCGGCGGCGGCGGCGGCACCCGCUCUGACGCUGCGCGAGGAAUUCACCCUCCUGGGCCGGCAGGUGGAGGACACGGCGCGCGUGCUGGAAGGCAUCCAGAAGAGCAUCGCCUACGACCUGGACGGCGAGGAAAGCUACGGCAACUACCUGCGCAGGGAAUCCGCGCAGAUCGGCGACGCCUACGCCAACUCGGAGAAGUCGCUGGGGGAGCUGGAAAACAAGUUCCGGCAGGGCCAGGAGCACGAGAGCCACGAGGAGAGCCGCCUCAACGACGACUUCCUGGGAAUGCUGGUGCAUGCGCGGGCCCUCCUUAAGGAGACGCUGACCGUCUCGGCCGGCCUGCGGGACAAGUACGAGCUGCUUGCCCUCACCGUCCGGAGCCACGGCGCCCGCCUCAGCCGCCUCAAGACAGAGUACCUCAAGGGCUGAGCGGGCGCUUCGCUGCCCUUCGAGAAUUCCUCUCUUCCCCCAUCCUACCCCACCCCCCCACCGUGGCCGGCCACGGCGGCGGGACUCUUGCCGGCCACGCUUUCCCCACGGACGGACGGACGGAUUUUCCUCCAUCGCAUGCCCACCACCGACCCUUGCUAACUGUACCUCAGCGCAGAUUGUUUGCAAUUUUUCACCCGAGCACCUUGAAAGAACACAAUAAAGGGCACUGCCUUUAGGUGGCGCGAAAGACAGUUCAGACGACAAAUCGACAGUUAAUUGUUUCCCAUUGGGGGGGGGACUGAUGGGGGCGCUAUUUUUGCUAGGUAGCCCCAAAAAAAAAAUACAGAAGAGUGUCAUCCGCCUAUUUUUUAAGUUCAUUUCUUAGCUUUCUGACAGAUGAGAAUUCGAGUUACUGGGGGGGGGGGGUGUCAGUUAAAAAAAAAACGUUUGUGGGAUUCCAACUGGCAAAACGUUGAAAGAGGCACCCAAGUUUGCUUUAUUCCAUUCAUCUGCAUUUUUUAGUAUAAUGUAUCUGCAAUAGAGGGAACAAAUAAAAGUGACCAUUGGCACAAUCUAUCUAUUAACUCAUUGGGAUGGCUUCUUCAUCUAUAGUUAGGUUGCAGGUUUUAACUCAAUUACUUGGAAGUAAACUCUAUUGGGUUAAAAAAAAAGUCUGGAUUUGGAGUCAAUAUUUAUAAGAGUUGCUGUGAUUAAAAGCUUUGAAGAUAAUUCCUUUUAAUUCCUUCUUUUUAGUGAGUUCAAAGAAGUAUAUACAAUGAUAUAGUCAAACAUCUCAGUUCUGGAGGAUUGGGAGUAUCUGCUAUGUUGCAAGGGUUUUAUAAUCUAUUGGUCACAAUUCAGCAUUGUUAUAUACACUUAAGCCUACUUAUUUAUUGUUUUAUGGAAUGUGUUGUAUAACCUUGGGGGGAAAUGUUAUAGACAGGAGAUGCUAAGUUACAAGUUUGGAACCUUGUCCUCUAGUUCUUGCAGAUGAAAUCUUUUUAACUUCUAUGGUGAUCCAGUAUUACUAAAAACCAAUAAUUGACAGAAUUUCUGGUGCCAAGGUUUCCAUAGAUUUUAUUUUUGCUUGUUUUUUAAAAUAAACCUGUAAGGUUGCCACUGCUUGCCUCGUUCCGUACUGACAUUUGAAGAACUCAGUUAAAGUAAUGUAUUAAUCCUUUUACUGUUUGAUUAUAACUACCCUGGAAAUUUGUGAUGUUAUCAAUGGCUUGUGGAAAAUUAUGGAAUGAUAGUUAUUUCAUUUUAAUUCAUCAGGAAAAGAAAAAAGAUAAUGCUUUAUGUUGGAUGUUAAAGUAAUUUUCCCCAUCAUUUUACUGAGUAUUUUAUGGAAAUUCAAAUGGUCAUUCGAACAAGAAUAUGAUAUUGUAGCUAUAAGCAUGCCUUCAGCACCAGGUAGCAGUUAUUUUUCUCUCCCAGAUUUAUUUUUAUUUGCCCUGAAUCAUGAUCACCCAAAGAAAUCUAUCAUUAUUUUUUAAACAAGCCAUUCAUUCAUAGAGUGGAAAAGUACAGUUCUCUAGUACAGCAGUAAAGUUGUAAAUCUCAUACACUUUGUUCACAAUCUGUGCAGAGUACAUAACUGGCUGUGUUCCGAACUUUUACAAAGAAUAGGUAUCAGAAGAUAAUAUUCUGGUAUCAGAAGACCAGUUGCUUCAGCUAUAGUUUGAUGUAAUGGGUAUUCUAAAAUAAGGAAGUUUUUUUAAUGGCAAACCAACCCCUAUGGUUUCCCAGGAAAACUCAGCCAAAUUGGAAGCAAUAACUCAUUGUGCCUCUCCCUGUUCUGCACAAAUGGCUUUAAAUUCCUUAAAGAGAUUUUGCACAGCUAAAGCUACUGUUGAAUGUUGCUUGGCUCCUUCUAAGAUAACAAUUUCCUUCCCAAAGAAUUCUUUUGGAUUGCCAACUAUUAGGCAGAUAUUGGAACUAUUUACCAAUCCAAGAAUGCCUACAUUGUAAUGUUCCAUAACUAUGAUGUCCACAGAGUUCUAUAGAAAUUUUUAUAUUAUGUUGAUAUUAUAGGCAUAGCACUUAGAAACAAGAAAAAGAUUUAAUAGAUUUUUGCUAUUGGUACUCCACUGUCAGGUGAUGUGGUUUUGUGCUUCUGGAAGACUGCAACAAACCAAGCAACUUUUUCAAAAGAAAUGAAAUGGUGGCACUCCAGACCAAGGUGAUAAAAUGGGUUUGAGGGUUGUCGUUUUUUCUUUUGCAUAGAAAACUCAUAUUUAAGUCAAAGUGAGAUUAAUUUAAAUUUGUCCAACUUUUCAGAAGAAAAUGGUUGGGAUGCUUGAAGCUUCUAAAAUCAUGAAAAGAGGUGGGAAUAGUGGGACAACCAGCAAAGCUCCAGAGAAACUGAACAGCAGCUUUGCACUAUAACUUAAGACCAAAAUGACAGUAGCCAGUUUUCAUUACUGUAAAAUACCCUUUCCUCUUUUGGCUCAUAUAUAUCAUCACCAAUGCUGCUUCAACCAAGCACUGACCCCACUGAUUGUGGUAGGGUGUUGCCACACGUUAAAAUAAAUGAUAACUAUGCAAUUGUAAGAUAUGUGACACAUUUCUUAGUCAGAUAGGAUAUUUAGAAAUAGGUAAUAGAACCUCAGGGUAUGAUUGUGACCAAAAGAUACUCAGCAAAAUUAAAAUAUACUAAUUUUCCUGCCAUUAUCCUCAAAGCAACAACAAUAGACUUGCUGAAUUCUAUAGUUCUUAAUUUUUUCAUUAAAAAAUCAAAUUAUAUUGUGAUAUGUAGCAUAAGACCACAAAGGGUUUGAUUUUCCCCUUUAUGCAGUGUCUACAAGAGCAAUAUUUCUAAAAGCAACCAACAACAGGAUUACAAUGGCUUCCACACAAUGUUUUCUUUAAACUUAUUUAAUAAUGUCAUUCCAUCAACAAAAACCUAAUCAGGUUUGCAAAUCCAUGAAAUUGGGCACAUCAUCAUUGCAUAUCCCAUCUAUAUUGCUUUAUGUGAAAAUGCUGUCAUUUCUGAGACAGUUCAUGUCUACACUUUUCCUUAGAACGUAUGCAUCAUUUUUGCAACAAAGCAUAAUCCAUAAUUAAAAACAUGGCAGUAAUCAGCUUCAUUCCCAUCAAAUAAUAUAAGGGGAGAUUUUUUUAAGAUAGCACAAUUCAACAAAAAAUCACCAUCAUGAAGCCCCAUUGACCUUAAAAUUAAUCACCGCUUGAAUCUUUCUUUGACAUUAGUGAGAAUUUAGUUUUAAUGGAAUUAACUUUAGAAUUAUUUACUUCACCUAGAUUUUUUUACCGGUAACUAUCACAGCAAGGCAGAAUAUUUUAUUAUUGAGGUAACUUACUAAAGUGAAAGAUUGCCAUCUAGCGCUUUAGAAAGUCUGAUAUGCUUACUUUGGAAGAAUCCACCAAUAGAAUCAGCAUCCCAAAAUGUGAUUUAUUAGCUGUGUGUUAAAGAGUUUUUAACCCAAAAGUGCUUUUUUCAAAAGUCAAAUGGACUUUGCUUUUCCUUGAAAUUGUUUUUUGAAAAAGCACCUUUGGGACAUCCAACAUCUGGAUGAUAGAAUCUUCACAGAAUCUUCAUUUAUGAUUUUUAAGUUUAUAUUGUAACUUUAAUACAAGAAAUAUAUAUGAAGCUGAAAACUAAAGCAUUCUAAAUUUUAAUAUCCUUUUUUAUAGUCCACUGUUUAUCUCCAAUGGCAGAUGAUAUACUUUUUUUUUUACUUUCUCUAAAAUAAAUGCUUAAAUAUUAAGAAUGAGCCAAAAAAAUGGAUUCAUAACUUGGAGUCUAUGACUUUUUCCCUCUCUUAACCAAACUUUUCAUUCUUAUAUUCUGUCAUUUGAUUUUAUUACUCUCCUAGUUACAAUCUUUGAGCAGAAUUGGAGCUCCAGUUGCUUCAGCCAACUUGCUGAAAUGGGCAUGGGUUGUAGUCUAUUCCCAGUCUCAGAUUUUUUGAUAUAGAAUAAGAAAUUUAGGGUUUGUAAGUACUCUGAGCUGCUCUGUCAAACAUUUAAAGCUAUGUUUCCUUUUUAAAAAUAAAAAUUGUAAAUAAUAUCUUUAUUUCAUUAUAAAUCUUCAUUUUAGGGGUCUCGAUUAAGGCAGACUUCUAUAAUUUUAAUAAUAUAAAUAACUUGCAUCUUAGUUUGCUUGCCUAUUUCCAUUCUAUAUUAAACUGAAAGGAUUCCUGUCCCCUUUUGUAUCAUUAUUCAUUCCCUUCCUUUGCAUUAUCGUUUUCUCUUUAUUAUUCACAGUAUGAAUCCAUAUUUAUGAGAAGCAGCAGCUUUUCCCCCUCAAGAUUCUAAACAUACUCAUUUCUAAACAUAUUUCCUUGAAAGACUAGUUGCUACUAUGUAAAUGUGUUUGGCUCCUAAAGCUAGUUGUAGUUCUUUUAACAUAUAUCAUCAAUAAUUUUGUCCUUUCCAUGCUUUUUGCUAGCUUUUGUUUCUUGAAAUCAUCUUCUUAGACAACAGCAAAACUGUAAGGAGAGGUUU